UAAAUAUUCUUUUUUUAUAUUCUUUCAUGCAUCUAGACACGUUAGUGCAUGGGAAAAUGUCCAAACAUCAAGAAAAUAAAGAAAAUAAUCAAACGGAGUUAAGAGCAGUUUUGAUUGGAAGGCAACGCUCUGGGAAAACAUCGGUGAUCAACACUAUAUUGGAAAGCAGUGAAACAGAAGCUGAAGGAGAUGAACAUGUGGAGAGAGAGAGGUUUAUUGAUGACAGGAGAAUCAGUCUUGUUGAAACUCCUGGCUGGUGGAUAAGCUUCAGUCUGAAUGAUUUAUCCAAUAUCUCCAAACAGCAGCUGGUCCGCAGGAUUUCCAUGAUUUCACCCGGACCUCACGCGGUUCUGAUCGUGAUUCGAGCAGAUUCAGCCUUUACUGACCCUGACGGGAGGAUUCUGGAGGAGUAUCUGGAGCUGCUGGGUCCCAAUGUCUGGACUCACACCCUCGUCAUCUUCACAAGAGGAGAUUUAAUUAAACACAAAGACAUAGAGCAGCAUAUUCAGGAGGAGGGGUCGGCGCUCAAGUGGCUUAUUGAAAAAUGUGAACAUAAAUAUCAAGUUUUUAAUAACUCAAACCAUCACGACUGAACCCAAGAUGAAGAGCUGUUCAAGAAAAUUAAGGAAUAUGGUUUAUUCGAUCUACGUCAUCAAUGUUUACGGCGGCCAUUUUGUUGACAUAGAAACCACGGCAACUGUCAGUCUGUCAAAAAAAAAAAAAAGAAAAAAAGCAAGGCAUCGUCGUAUUAUCGCUGUAUUUAUUUAUUUUUUACCGGCGCAAUGGUGUGUAAUACACGGCUGUUCUAACAACAGUAAUAAGAAUCCCGGAGUGAGUUUUUAUGCAAUACCGACUGUAAGAAAAUGUGAAGGGAAGGAGACAGAGGAGUUGAGCCAGCGCAGGAGAGACUUGUGGCUAGCUGGAAUAAAUAGACUAAACUUUCAGCCAACUCCCCA
Messenger RNA from Cyprinus carpio (common carp), 956 nucleotides. RefSeq names its product GTPase IMAP family member 6-like. The coding region runs from base 27 to 593 and encodes 188 amino acids. Lineage: Eukaryota; Metazoa; Chordata; Actinopteri; Cypriniformes; Cyprinidae. The record is from RefSeq and is a predicted model, not a curated record. The transcript is spliced from 2 exons.